Molecule: messenger RNA, 1016 nt
Organism: Raphanus sativus (radish)
Lineage: Eukaryota; Viridiplantae; Streptophyta; Magnoliopsida; Brassicales; Brassicaceae
Product: transmembrane emp24 domain-containing protein p24delta5
Exons: 4
Coding region: 103-756 (217 amino acids)
Biological process (GO): endoplasmic reticulum to Golgi vesicle-mediated transport; Golgi organization; intracellular protein transport
Cellular component (GO): Golgi apparatus; endoplasmic reticulum-Golgi intermediate compartment; COPII-coated ER to Golgi transport vesicle
Source: RefSeq, a predicted model, not a curated record
UUUGGCACCGGAGAAGAACUUUGUUUUGACCUUCCUUGAGUUUAAUUGGACUUCGAGAGGUAAUAAAAGAGAAGAAGAAGAAGAUCGUCGUAAACUCUCACGAUGUCGAUUAGAGGAGGACUCGUCGCUUUCUCGCCGAUUCUGGCGGCGGUGCUGUUCCUGCUGACGGUUAACCACGGCGAAGCCAUAUGGUUGACGAUUCCGCCGACGGGAGGGACUAAGUGCGUCUCGGAGGAGAUACAGAGCAACGUCGUCGUUUUGGCUGAUUACUACGUCGUCGAUGAGCAUGAUCCUGAACACACGGCUACUAUUUCUUCUAAGGUAACAUCUCCUUAUGGGAACAAUCUGCAUCACCAAGACAAUGUGACGCACGGUCAGUUUGCGUUCACAACUCAAGAAACUGGGAACUACUUGGCUUGUUUCUGGGUUGAUUCCAGUCGUCCGCAAGCUAAUCCACUGACUCUUGGGAUUGAUUGGAAGAUUGGUAUCGCAGCUAAAGAUUGGGACUCUGUUGCUAAAAAGGAAAAGAUCGAGGGUGUUGAGCUUCAGUUGAGGAGACUUGAUGGGUUAGUGCAGUCGAUUCGUGAGAACAUCAAUUAUAUAAAAGACAGGGAAGCGGAGAUGAGAGAAGUGAGCGAGACAACCAACUCGAGAGUGGCUUGGUUCAGUAUAAUGUCACUCGGGGUUUGCCUUUGCGUUGCGGGUUCACAGAUAUGGUACCUGAAGCGAUAUUUCCACAAGAAGAAACUCAUCUAAAGACUUGGUCUGAAGGACUUGCUAUAUAGAGUAACACAUCCCCACGCUGAAAAGAGGGGAUAAGCAGAGUCAAUUGGUUUUAAAUGGAAGAACGCAUUUUCAUUUUUUUUCUUCUGUGAAACAUCAUAACGGUAGUUGAGUUUGUUGUGCACAGAUCACUUUGUGUUUUGAUUGAUCUCUGUUGGAGUAGGAAAACGGAUAUAUGUGACAAUGUACCAAAGCAAUUAUCCUAGUAUCCAAAAAUAUGAAACGUUUAUGAA